UUUAAAAAAAAAAAAGUGUCAGGACCAGCGACAACGCUGAGCAGACAAACGGCUGAAGAAGAAGAAGAAGAAGAAACGCAUUACGGCACAUGGGAUGCAUUCAUGGCUAUAACGUCGGACGCCAGCGAAGACGACGACGACGACCAGGAUGAUGUCGACAACCGCUCCACCGCUUCCAGCGAUUCUAACGAGCACAACUCAGAUUCGCUCGAUGCGACAAUAGCCAACGAUAGUCACGAGCCUAUUGUACAGGGUGACCUGCUAUCACUGCAGGAUCACGACAAUGCUGAAGAACCGAUAUUAUGGGUUCUUAGGAACGGUGUGUACGUAGAGGCGGAUACCGACGAGGCUGCUGAAGUAUUAGCAGACCUCGAUGAUGAUAAUGAAGAUGAUGAUGAGAAUCCAAACGACGCGGAUACCUACGAAGAAGGUAGCGUAUAA
Messenger RNA from Cephus cinctus (wheat stem sawfly), 441 nucleotides. Its product is annotated as transcriptional regulator IFH1. The transcript has 3 exons. Lineage: Eukaryota; Metazoa; Arthropoda; Insecta; Hymenoptera; Cephidae. The record is from RefSeq and is a predicted model, not a curated record. Bases 103 to 441 code for a protein of 112 amino acids.